CCAAAGAUAAAAACAAAGGUCUCUUUUUUCUCACCUGUACAGUUUUACUUCAUCGUUUUAUUUAAAAUACUUUAAAUAAACUAGAAAAACUUAUGAAAACUCCUCAGAUGGAUACUUUAAUAGACUUUCCGUUUGAUGAUAAAAAGUUUGAGGUGACGGAUGAGAUGAAGAAAUGUUUUGAUGAGCAAGGAUAUUUAUUGUUGAGAGGUUUGCUAAGUCCAGAAGAACUUAAAAAAGUAAGAAAUGUCCUGGAGAAUACAGACAUGAUAAAGAAGCAUGGAUAUGGGAUACCUGAUGCUUCUGGUAGAAUGCCCAGAAUGGUUUUGUGGCGAGCCCCAGGGAGUGAUGUUACAGGAAUGAUCUGUCGAUGUGAAAAAGUUGUUACUACUUCAGAAAAACUUUUAGGAGGAGAGGUUUACCACUAUAGUUCUAAAGUAGUGAUGAAAGAUCCAAUGGUUGGAGGCAGACAAGAGUGGCAUCAGGAUUACGGAUACUGGUACAAGAAUGGACUACUAUAUCCAGAUGCUCUCAGUGUAUUUAUUCCAGUUGACAGAUGUAAUAAAUCAAAUGGCUGUCUUCAGAUUUUACCAGGAUCUCAUGUCUGUGGGCGUAUAGAACAUGGUAUGGUUGCUGGUCAAACUGGGGCUGAUUUAGAACGUGUCAAACAACUAGAACAAAAACUGCCAAAACACUAUGUGGAAAUGGAAGCAGGUGAUGCCUUAUUUUUUCAUUCAAAUGUUCUCCACUGCAGUGAUCCAAAUGAUAGUCCAAACAGACGCUGGGCCUUUAUAAUGGCCUACAACAUGGCCACCAAUGAUCCGGUAGAAAGUUUAGCAGCUCCAUUCCCGAGAUACACAAAACUGGAAAAAGUACCUAACUCUGCUAUCUUGGAAUGUACAAAUGAAACAGACUUUAGUGGAAAAGAUUUCUUAGAUCCAACAGAAGAUAAAACUGUGAAAGCUGACUUAUCUAGACCAACCAAUGCUACAAAGGCAUAGAAAUGUGCUGAUUGUUUAAUUAAAUAGUGGGACAUAGACAUUAAGGUUGUACUGUAGGGGUUAAUAAGUUUAAUUUGACAAAAGUGGUAAUAAAUCUUUUAACAUAGAGGUAACUGUUUUUGUACAUAAAUAUAUAAUUUUAAUUUUGGAUGUAAUGCGUCUUCUGAUUGGCUGACGUCGUUUUGUUUAUCAUAUCAUAGACACAAUUUUGUCAUCAAUGUUUUUUCAUGAAUUACGCCAGUUUAAAAUGGAAUUUAGAAUUGAAUUAUAAGAAAUAACUGUAAUAUUUUGUCAGUCUAUUCGAAAUAACAUACAAAAUGUGGUGCACAC
Mytilus trossulus (common blue mussel) is the source of this 1328-nucleotide messenger RNA. Its product is annotated as L-proline trans-4-hydroxylase-like. The coding region runs from base 93 to 998 and encodes 301 amino acids. The transcript has 10 exons. The record is from RefSeq and is a predicted model, not a curated record. NCBI's taxonomy places the organism in Eukaryota, Metazoa, Mollusca, Bivalvia, Mytilida, Mytilidae.